Messenger RNA from Hibiscus syriacus, 961 nucleotides. Its product is annotated as dihydroceramide fatty acyl 2-hydroxylase FAH1-like. NCBI's taxonomy places the organism in Eukaryota, Viridiplantae, Streptophyta, Magnoliopsida, Malvales, Malvaceae. Gene Ontology annotation, cellular component: membrane; endoplasmic reticulum. Gene Ontology annotation, biological process: fatty acid metabolic process; lipid biosynthetic process. The record is from RefSeq and is a predicted model, not a curated record. The transcript has 6 exons. The coding region runs from base 82 to 795 and encodes 237 amino acids. Gene Ontology annotation, molecular function: fatty acid 2-hydroxylase activity; iron ion binding.
ACACCCUCAAUUCCUAUAAAUAAUACCCCAAAAGCUUCUCAAUUCAUCACUUCAAAUCUUAUUUUUAACCUAUUGCAAAAGAUGGGUGGAAAGGGGUUCACUGUUGACAUGAGCAAACCCAUUGCACUCCAGGUCGGUCACCUUGGAGAUGCGUACCAGGAGUGGGCUUACCAACCUGUUCUCACCGAGGGAAGUCCUCGCUAUUUCGAGAGCGAUUUUUUGGAGAUGAACACCCGGACCGUGUGGUGGGCAAUCCCUGCGUUUUGGCUGCCGAUUGCAUUUUGGUGCAUCACAAUGUCAUACAACAUGGGGCAUACACUUCCCCAAGUGGUCUACAUGUCUUUUCUGGGAUGUCUCGUGUGGUCAUUCGCUGAGUACUGUUUUCACCGUUUCCUUUUCCACAUGAAUACAAAGAGUUAUUUGGCAAACACCUUUCACUUUCUCAUGCAUGGUUGCCACCACAAGUUCCCCAUGGAUGGCUCACGCCAUGUUAUUCCACCAACCGGAGUUUCUGUACUAGCCGCUUUGCUCUGGUUCAUGUAUGGAUUGUGGUUCACUCAAUCCACAAGACCAGCUUUGUAUGGAGGUGGAGUGAUUGGAUAUGUUAUUUAUGAUUUGACCCAUUACUACUUACACCAUGGCCAGCCUACCAAUCAAUACCUUAAAGCCAUUAAGAAGGCUCACAUGAGUCAUCACUUUAAGAUUCAAGAUAAGGGCUACGGUAUAACUUCAGCAUUAUGGGACAGAGUCUUUGGUACCCUUCCAACCCCCAAGGCAACUAAGAAGGGCGAGUAGAAAAUACCUUUAAAUUUACGGAUGUUUUACUUUGUUUCUUAACAAAACUUAAAGUAUUUUCGUAUAAUUAAAGAUGUUUUCAAAUGAAAAAGGGUAUUUUGUACUUGUGAUGGGGAAUGUGAGAUUGGCUUAACAUCUCACCUUUAAAUAAACAGUGUAUUGUUCC